Peromyscus eremicus (cactus mouse) is the source of this 1109-nucleotide messenger RNA. RefSeq names its product mitochondrial poly(A) polymerase (gene Mtpap). Bases 25 to 1041 code for a protein of 338 amino acids. The transcript is spliced from 5 exons. Gene Ontology annotation, molecular function: poly(A) RNA polymerase activity. The record is from RefSeq and is a predicted model, not a curated record. NCBI's taxonomy places the organism in Eukaryota, Metazoa, Chordata, Mammalia, Rodentia, Cricetidae. Gene Ontology annotation, cellular component: mitochondrion.
CGUUUACUUCCUGCUGCCUUGACAAUGGCGGCUCGCGGCGUGGGGCUUUUGACCCGUUUGCCCCUGCAUUCCCAGAGAAGGAGCCGAGCCCAGCGUUCUAUUUCCAGGCACCUCAGUUGUCCCGGGACUGUAGCCGCCAACUUCGGGAGCGAAGAGCAGCCUUCGGGGGGCUCUGAAGACAAGACCCUCAAAAAGAGAUUCUCUGAGGUGCAGAAGGAGAGAAGGGAACAGGCUCAGCGGACUGUUUUGAUACAUUGUCCAAAUACUGUCCAUGAGAAAAAGUUUCUCAAGUAUUUAUCCCAGCAUGGACCAAUUAAUCAUCAUUUCUUCUAUGAGAGCUUUGGUCUCUAUGCUGUUGUGGAAUUUUGCCAAAAAGACAGUGUAAACUCCUUGCAGAAUGGAACACAUACUCCAGACCAGAGAACAGAGCCUGCAAUUCCAUUUAAGUCACGUUUCUUGAACUUAAAGCUGAAGAAUCCAUCUAACCCGAUACCUGAACAGUCAUAUGCACAGACAAACAACCAGUCACCUCCUUCAAGCAAGAAACUCUUUGAAUUACUGAGUUACGCAGAAAGCAUGGACGAUCAGCUGAACACGCUCCUGAAGGCCUUCCAGCUCACAGAGGAGAAUGUCAGACUCCGCCAUCUCACCUGCUCCCUCAUUGAGGACAUAGCUGCUGCAUAUUUUCCCGGCUGUGUUGUUCGGCCCUUUGGCUCCUCAGUGAACACAUUUGGCAAGUUAGGAUGUGAUUUGGACAUGUUUUUAGAUCUAGAUGAAGUUGGAAAACUCGAUGUUCACAAGGAUGCAGGGAAUUUUUCGAUGGAAUUUCAAGUGAAAAAUGUUCCUUCAGAAAGGAUUGCAACUCAGAAGAUCCUGUCUGUAAUAGGAGAGUGCCUUGACAAUUUUGGCCCUGGCUGUGUGGGUGUUCAGAAAAUACUAAAUGCGCGAUGCCCACUUGUGAGAUUCUCCCAUCAGGCCUCUGGAUUUCAGUGUGAUUUGACCGCUAACAAUAGGUAUGACCUCAUGAAUGUUUUCACUUAAAUGUGACUAUUCUAAGGUAUUAACUUUUCUUGUUUAGAAACAGUAGCUUGGAACUCUUUUAGACAUAC